This is a messenger RNA of Ziziphus jujuba (common jujube), 1598 nucleotides long. Its product is annotated as probable mitochondrial adenine nucleotide transporter BTL1. Gene Ontology annotation, biological process: transmembrane transport. The transcript is spliced from 6 exons. Bases 142 to 1245 code for a protein of 367 amino acids. The record is from RefSeq and is a predicted model, not a curated record. NCBI's taxonomy places the organism in Eukaryota, Viridiplantae, Streptophyta, Magnoliopsida, Rosales, Rhamnaceae.
CCAUCAUGACUUUGUUACUUUUAAAAACACUUUAGUCCAAACCAAAAAAACCCAACCCUAAAAACACAAAAACAAACAAACAGACCACAAGAAAAACUCUUCCAAAAACCCACCUUCAAAAAUCUCUCUCCUCAAAUCCAAAUGUCUCCAAAAACCCCCUCCCUUUCUCUGUCUCAGUCUCAGUCUCUAAAGAAGAAGAAGUACAGUGGGGUUUUUGGAGAUAUGUACGGUUUGAUGGUGCUUCCAAAAGAACUCGACCUAGAGAAGGAGACUAAACCGACUUUUGAGCCGAAGUUUCAAGUACCCGACCUCUCCCAUGUAGUAACAGAUCUCAUUAGGACAAGAGAAGUUGGUGAGUUCCUCAGUGGGGCUUUGGCAGGGGCUAUGACAAAAGCAGUUCUUGCUCCUCUUGAGACCAUUAGGACAAGAAUGGUGGUUGGUGUUGGAUCCAAAAACAUUAGUGGUAGUUUCUUUGAGGUCAUUGAGCAGCAGGGUUGGCAAGGACUGUGGGCUGGCAAUGGAAUCAACAUGCUUCGUAUAAUCCCUACACAAGCAAUUGAGCUUGGGACAUUUGAGUGUGUUAAACGGGCAAUGACAUCAGCACAAGAGAAAUGGAAGCAGGCUGAUUGCCUGAAGGUGCAAAUUGGUAAUAUCAGUUUGAAUCUGUCUAUCUCCUGGGUUUCUCCAGUUGCUGUGGCUGGUGCUGCUGCUGGAAUUGUCAGCACACUUGCAUGCCAUCCCCUUGAAGUUUUGAAGGAUCGGCUAACUGUAAGUCCAGAAGCAUAUCCUAGUUUAAGCAUUGCAAUCAGCAAGAUCCAUAAAGAUGGUGGAAUUGGCGCAUUUUAUUCCGGCCUUUCACCUACACUGAUUGGAAUGCUCCCUUACAGCACAUGUUACUAUUUCAUGUACGAGACAAUGAAGAAAUCUUACUGCGAAUCAAAGAAAAAGAAGGCUCUAAACCGUCCAGAGAUGCUCCUGCUAGGAGCUCUUUCGGGUUUUACAGCUAGCACUAUCAGCUUUCCAUUGGAAGUGGCCAGGAAACGGCUGAUGGUGGGAGCUCUGCAUGGGAAAUGCCCAUCCAACAUGGUGGCGGCGCUUUCAGAAGUCAUCCGAGAACGAGGUGUAUUGGGACUUUACAGAGGAUGGGGUGCAAGCUGUCUAAAAGUCAUGCCAUCCUCUGGCAUAACCUGGAUGUUUUAUGAAGCGUGGAAAGACAUAUUGCUUGUGCAGAAACAUGUUUUGUAACGGAUUUUGAUAGAUUUCAUAAUAGGAUCCGAAUCGAAAGAUUUGUUGUGAUCUUUAAGUAUAAAUUACAGGAAAGGAGGUAUCAGCUAUCUUGCCGAAUCUCUAGGUAACUUUAUGAUAAUUAGACCUCAUAAAUUGUAUCUCAACUCCCGUUAAGUUGGGGGGACUACACUGUUUUAUUAUUUUUUACUGGAGGGGGAAGUGAGCCAAGUUGGAGGAUAUUUUUCAUAGUUUUGACUGAUUUAUUGGGAGGCAAUCAGGAGAUAAGUUACUCACAUCUUUUGUAACAUUAACAAAAUGGUGUUUCGUUUCUCAUGCACCAUUAUCAAUAUAGUUUUUGGAAUUUUUGCUCA